Messenger RNA from Quercus robur (English oak), 2292 nucleotides. RefSeq names its product disease resistance protein Roq1-like. The record is from RefSeq and is a predicted model, not a curated record. Gene Ontology annotation, molecular function: protein binding; ADP binding. Gene Ontology annotation, biological process: defense response. Bases 562 to 2292 code for a protein of 576 amino acids. Lineage: Eukaryota; Viridiplantae; Streptophyta; Magnoliopsida; Fagales; Fagaceae. The transcript is spliced from 5 exons.
AUAUCUAAAUUUCCAACAGCUUCAAUGAAGUGUAAAAGAGAGUCUUCGCUGUCACCAUCUUCUUCUUCAACACGUCAAUGGAAAUAUGAUGUAUUUCUUAGUUUCAGGGGUGAGGAUACCCGUAAUAAUUUUACUGACCAUCUAUAUGUUGCUCUGCAACGAAAGGACAUUUUAAUAUUUAGGGAUGAAGAAGAACUUGAGAAAGGAAAAUCUAUUUCUGAGCUCUUCAAAACAAUAGAAGAAUCACAGUUUGCUAUAAUCAUUCUCUCAAAAAAUUAUGCAUCUUCUACAUGGUGCUUGGAUGAGCUUGCCAAGAUUGUCAAAUGCAGGGAAGAAAUGGGACUGAUAGUUUUGCCAAUUUUUUAUGAUGUUGACCCGACUGAUGUACGGAAACAAACAUGAACUUUUAAACAAGCCUUUACUGAUCACCAGAAACGCUUUAAAGAUAACAUAGAGAAGGUGGAAACAUGGAGAGCUACUUUAAGAGAAGUGGCUGAUAUCUCUGGUUGGCAUCUACAAAAUAGGCAUGAGGCAGAAUUUAUCCAAGAUAUUGUGAAAGAGAUGAUGGAGAAAUUGAGUUCAAAAUCCUCAAGCAUUACCAAAAAUUUCGCAAGAAUGGAAUCUACUAUUGCAAAAAUGAUCCCUUUGUAUUUAGGUUUUGAGAAUAAUGUUUACAUGAUAGGGAUUCAUGGUAUGGGGGGUCUGGGAAAGACAACUCUUGCUAGAAUUCUUUAUGAUGAGUUUCAUAUUCAUUUUGAAGGUUCUAGCUUUAUUGCUAAUAUUAGGGAAGAUUCACAAAAACACGGUUUGCCACGAUUACAAAAGCAGCUUCUUGUUGACAUUUUGAAGGACAAAGAAAUAAAUAUACAGAAUGUUUAUGAAGGAGUUGACAUGAUUAAGAAAAGGCUAUGCCAUAAAAAAGUUCUACUUGUUAUAGAUGAUGUCAACUAUUUGGACCAAUUAGAAAAAUUGGUUGGAGAGAAAAACUGGUUUGGAUUGGGGAGUUGGAUCAUCAUAACAACUAGAGAUGAACGUGUGUUGAUCCAACAUGGAGUGCUUAGAAGAUAUAAGCCUGAGGUAUUAAAUAAUGAUGAUGCUUUAAAACUUUUUUGUUUGAAAGCCUUCAAAAUGGAGCAACCCAAAGAAGGUUAUAUGCAGCUCUCCCAAAAAGUUGUAGAAUAUGCUAAUGGCCUUCCACUAGCUCUUGUUACUUUGGGUUCCUUUUUGGUUGAAAGAACAAUUGAUGAAUGGCAAAGUACAUUGAAUAAUUUUAAAGAAACUAAAGGAGAGAUCUAUGAUAUACUUAAAAUAAGUUACGAUGGACUAGAGGAAAUGUGGAAGGAGAUAUUUUUAGAUAUUACAUGUUUCUUUAGAGGGUAUACGAAAGAUGAAGUACUAGAGAUGUUAAAAAAUCGAGGUUUUGAUGCAAAAAUUGGUUUAAGUGUUCUUGUGGAAAAAUCUCUCAUAACCAUGGAUGACAAUGAACAUUUAGGGAUGCAUGAUCUACUACAAGAAAUGGGUCAAAAAAUUGUUCGUCUAAAAUCCGGUGGAAAUCUUGGAAAGCAGAGCAGGUUGUGGCUCAGUGAGGACUUGCUUUGUGUAUUGAAGAACAAUAUGGCAACAAACGCAAUUCAAGCCAUAGUCGUCAACUGCAAAGAAGAGGAUUGCAGUUAUGGAGAAUUUUCUGAAGUUUUUUCAAAGAUGUCUAAUCUUAGAUUGUUAAGUAUUUGUCACUUGCACUCCAAGAAUACUCUCAAUCGUGAUCCCAAUGAGCUAAGAUAUCUUGAACGGGAGUGUUAUUCUUUAAAAUGUUUGCCAUCCGGUUUGCCACCAAAGGAGCUUGUUCAACUUGACUUGAAGUAUAGCAGAAUCAAAUAUCUUUGGGAAGGAGUAAAGAUUUUAGGCAAGUUAAAAUCUCUUGCCAAUCUUCCCAGCAUAUCUGCUAAAAUAGAGUCCCUUACGGUUCUUAAUCUUAAUGGUUGCUCGAAUUUGAGGAUGAUUCCCGAAUUUAAGGGAAUUAUGAAAAGCCUAUCAGAACUUCGUAUAAGUUGUACUGCUAUUGAGGAACUACCACCCACAUCAAUGAAGUGUUUGUCCUCCUUAAAAUAUUUAACACUAAGUGGAAUCAAUUUUGUCACCCUGCCUGUAAGCAUCAGUCAACUUUCCAACCUUGAAGCUCUUGAUUUUUCACACUGUUUGAAGCUUCGAUCAGUGCCAGAGCUUGCAGCAAGUGUGAGAUAUAUAAAAGCUGAAGGAUGUACUUCCCUAGAACCAUCACCAGCACUGCUUUGA